Neocloeon triangulifer is the source of this 3282-nucleotide messenger RNA. RefSeq lists its product as uncharacterized. The coding region runs from base 248 to 3025 and encodes 925 amino acids. Gene Ontology annotation, molecular function: protein binding. Lineage: Eukaryota; Metazoa; Arthropoda; Insecta; Ephemeroptera; Baetidae. Gene Ontology annotation, biological process: signal transduction. The transcript has 9 exons. The record is from RefSeq and is a predicted model, not a curated record.
CAUGGCUUCGGGUCUUUAUUUUUAAAACUCGCGUCUGUGCUUUAAAAAGCGAAGAGCGUGGAUUUGUUAUGUUUGGUUUUGAGUUUGUUACCAAUCUGCAAAAUAGUCCAACGAUGGCUUAAAUGUCUAAAAAUGAAGCUUAUCUUCGGAAUUUUUAAUAGAAACUCUGUUAGAUCGUAAAUCGUAAAGUGAUUCGACAAGAAAGGCUUUUAGUUAGUCUUCAUCAAUCGCUGAUUUUUCUGAAAGAAUGGCCAUGAAUCAAGAGGCUUUCAAAGUGCCGAACCGGUCUAAAAAAGGACAAGGAGGUGUUCGACAAGCGUCAGCUACCUCUCGGAAACUGCAGCUUCCCUCCUUACCUGCAGAUCGUCCCAUAACCAGAGGCUCCAUGAAAGCCUGGCAAGAGGGAACCUCCAAACCUUGGAGUGACCUGCCAGGGCUGAAACUUAAGUUUACAGAGAGCACCUCUGAUUAUGGAACAGCAUCGGAAAAGUCCGGCCAAUCACUUGUGAGCAGUGUGUCUGCGUCAACUUCGCCUCAUGAAUCGUGUAAUUGCGAAAAUAUGAGUGGAAUUGGAGUCGUCUCAAGUGAUGACGAUGAUGGAAUUUGUGUUGAUGAUCUGAAGAACUCUUUGGAAAUGUGCCAGUGGGACAGUGAGGAGGACAACAAUAGCAAGGGUGAUUGGGAGUCUGCAGAUGAAGUACCGUCUACUGCUAGAGUUCUUAAAGAUCCUCAGAGCAGAGUCACUGCCAUAAUUCCUGCAUCCAGUGCCAGAAAACUUCAAAAUGCUCAACUGGUGAUUCUCAGUGAUCCAAAGUAUAUUCCAAAACUGAGCAAAAUGGAACGGUUGUGCUCUCCGAUCAUCUCACUAGGGCCUCAUGGAAUGCAUUUUGAAGAGAGGUAUCAGGUUUACCUCUCAAUACCAGUGUGUGUUCACGACGAAAAUCUCAUUGUGUGCCUUCGUAGCAACACUGCAGAAAAUGAGGAGCCGAAAUGGGAAAGAUUACCUAAAACAUGUUACCGAUACAAAGACGGCUUCAUUAUCAUGAUCGUAAAUCACUUUAGCCUCUUUACUGUGAUAUUAGAAGAACCCCAUCCUGAAAGGCAGAAGAGAAUUAGGAAACGAAACGGUGGUUCUUUGUUCAUCGAGGACAUUCCUGGAGUUGAAGUGACCUUUCCCAGGGGCUGUCUUGAAGAUGACAUUGAUGCUUAUCUCAGGGUUAUUUUUGACACGGAUACUGCCCUCUUACCUGAUAAUCUCAAGCGACGGUAUUCGUUGGCAUCGCCAAUCAUCAUGAUUGGACCUCACGGCCUCGAGUUCCCUCCGGACCGACCUUUGGUCACUAUCAAUCUACCUGUACCUGACCUGCAAGAAAUUUGCAACUAUUUUAAGAUCAAAGACCCUUUGAAAUCACUUGCUGUCUGGCAAAGCCCAACUAGUGAGAUGGAGCCAGUAAAUUGGAGUCGACUGCGUACUGACAUUGUUUUAAACUUAAAACACCCAUCUGGAAUGCCAGUGGUGACUUUUAAAGUCCAGCACUUCAGCUUCUUCACUGUAUUUUGGGACAUUGUGUCCAGUAGUCUGACAGAGGCAAAAAUUGGGAUGGCUCAUUUCGCUAACUUUGUUACUUUUUCCAUGAUGUGUGAAGCUUUUAUGCAAGAAACUCCCAACACCAAUAGAUUUGGCUUGGAAGUAAUUUGCUACCGCAGUGACCGCAAGUUGCCUGACACAUCUAAUCUUCAGCAUAGGGUUGGUGCUUGCAAUAAACCCAAGCUGAUGCGGCCUGGAAAAAUCUUAGUUAGAUUGAGGUCCCAAAUGUUUGAAGCUGACACAGAAGCAGGAGAAGAGGCGGAAAUGUGCAAAGAAGAGCCUGAUUUUCGGGGAAGAGAUUUUGAAAAGCAGUACGCUUGCAGGUUCAAAAGUGACUCCAAAAUUGACAUGGGUGCAUUUGGAAAGGUCCUGGUUGAAAAAUCUAAGAACACCGGCAGAAAUGACUUGAUCUUUGAGUUCAACUUGUACAAAUCUGGAAAUGAGACUGAAAUGAACACUGGAAACAAUGGAGAAAGAUGGACCAUUGUAGCCAUUAAAGAACUUGCAGCGAAUCUGGAAAUCACAGAAGAGAGCAAUUGGCAACGUUUUGCUCAGUCCAUCGGAUUUACCAAAAAUGAGAUCAGAACUAAGCUCGUGCCCUCAGGAGAUCCAUUUGUGGCGAUGACCAAUUUAUAUCAGUUAAGAGGAGGCACACCUGACGAAUUCGUUCAAGCUCUGUUUGCCGUUUCUAGAGACAUUGGCCUGAAAAAGUUCAACGAAACCCCACCAACUAGCAGUGCAGGCUCAAGUCCAUGCAAUUCAGCCAGUGGAUAUCUAAACAAGCAGUUAUCUCCAAUGUCAAAAUUUUUCAAUUUUUGGAACCGUAAAGAGAAUGACCAAGAAAAACCCAAUGUAGAGGAGUCUCCCGAAGAUGAAGAUGCAGACUCGGAGAUGAGGCCACCUCCUUCAAGACACAGGGCAUCAUCCUCACAAAAACGAUCUCAUCCUAGCUCUGGGAAAAACUCCUCCAAACGAAGCUCAAAGAAAGAACCUCCACCAAAAAGGCAACGUCAUGUGUCUCCUGCUCCUCGAAGUGAAGAAAGCUCCAGUGGUUCAAUUUCCAGUGAUGAAGAUGACGGUCACCACUCUUAUACCUCUGCUGGUCGAACAGCAACAUCCGUUAAAUCCUCAAGCAAAAACCAUAGGAUUAGUCAAAAAAUUUUGACUACUAAUAACCUGUGGAAAAUAACAGAAGUUUUAUCUGCAAGCAAGUGGAAGACAUUUGCCAGAGAUUUAGGACUGGACGAGUCAUCCGUCACCAGUAUCGAAGUAGAACAUAAAGGCCAGGGUACAAGGGAAUUAGCAUACCAAGUGCUGCUUGAGUGGAAGAAUAUAAAAGCCAAAAACGCUACUCUUGGAGUGCUGUACAAAUGCUUAGAAAGAGCAAAGAUGAAACAGGAUGCUAAGCAUAUGAUGACCUUGUUUGAAUCUGAUUGAAUUAGAUCUGCAUUUUGAACUCAUGAGGUUUGAACAUUUUAAAUAAUGACACAUUUGGAAGCUAGAGUUAAAACUUGUACAAGCAUUUUUACUAUAAUGUUUCUCGAGUGUCAAGAGCUAUUUUAUUGAAAUGUUUUGUAUGAGUUAUGCAUUUAAUAUUUUAUUUUAUAAACUCUGUAUUUUUUAACUUGUAAGACUUGUCAAAUUAUGUAUGGAUAUAACCAAAAUCCAAUAAAAAUGUAAUAAAUUUGAUGAAU